Falco peregrinus (peregrine falcon) is the source of this 2542-nucleotide messenger RNA. RefSeq names its product neuromedin U receptor 2 (gene NMUR2). The coding region runs from base 336 to 1526 and encodes 396 amino acids. The record is from RefSeq and is a predicted model, not a curated record. Lineage: Eukaryota; Metazoa; Chordata; Aves; Falconiformes; Falconidae. Gene Ontology annotation, biological process: G protein-coupled receptor signaling pathway. Gene Ontology annotation, molecular function: neuromedin U receptor activity. Gene Ontology annotation, cellular component: plasma membrane. The transcript is spliced from 4 exons.
CUCUAAAUGCAUUUGCCACAGGAGCUGAUACAAGUAGCUGGAACCUCUUUUCUUACUCUAUAAUCUAAUGCACUUAGCGAGCCAAUGAAUAUGUGUGAAAGGAGGGGCUUUCUGGCUAAGGGACUCCUUGCAGGGGAACAGCUGUUACAACAGCAAAACCUUAAGGGGAGCCAGGCAAGCACACUCACGCACAUCUCUCGGUGGCUUUGUGCAUCUAGGUCUGGCAAGACAACACCCCCUGCCACUUCCUCUCACUGCAAAAAGUGAGCAAACUAGCUCAGAGAAAGUUAAAGAAGACUGGCUCUCAGUUGUGACACAUUUCAGCAGAUCCAGUGAUGGCCUGGAUCAGUAAUAGCUCCUGGUUUCAUCACCUCGCCCUACAGGAAGAACAUUUCAGGAGGUACUUAAACAGCACCGAGGAUUACUUGGCCUUCUUGUGUGGGCCCAGGCGGAGCCAUCUGUUCUUGCCCAUGGCUUUGGUGUACACCCUGAUCUUCGUUGUCGGGGUGGUAGGUAACUUCUUAGUUUGCCUGGUAAUCCUCAAGCACCGGAACAUGAAGACCCCCACCAAUUACUAUCUCUUCAGCCUCGCCAUCUCAGACCUGCUCGUGCUGCUUUUUGGGAUGCCACUGGAAGUCUACGAGAUGUGGAGCAACUACCCCUUCUUGUUUGGGCCCAUCGGCUGCUAUCUGAAGACGGCACUCUUUGAGACAGUCUGUUUUGCUUCCAUCCUCAGCGUGACCACAGUCAGCGUGGAGAGAUACUUUGCUAUCCUCCAUCCUUUCCGUGCCAAGCUGGAGAGCACUCGCAAGCGUGCCCUGAGGACCAUCGUGGUGCUCUGGGUCCUCUCGGUCCUCUUCGCCCUCCCCAACACGGGCACCCAUGGCAUCAUGCUGCAGUAUUUCCCCAAUGGCACACUGGUCCCUGGCUCUGCUACCUGCACUGUGGUCAUGCCCAUGUGGAUCUACAACUGUAUUGUCCAGAUUACUUCUUUUCUCUUCUAUGUGCUGCCUAUGGGGGUAAUAAGUGUGCUGUACUAUCUGAUGGGGCUGAGAUUGAAAGGAGACAAAUCUUUGGAAGUGGAGGAAACGGCUGUGAAUGUUCAGAGACCAUCCAGGAAAUCAGUCACCAAGAUGUUGUUUGUCCUCGUGAUGGUUUUUGCUAUCUGCUGGGCUCCAUUCCAUAUAGAUCGACUUUUCUUCAGCUUUGUUGUGGAAUGGACUGAGCCUCUGGCUAAUAUAUUCAACUUAAUUCAUGUGGUGUCAGGUGUCUUCUUCUAUCUGAGCUCUGCUGCAAACCCCAUCAUUUACAAUCUCUUGUCCCAGCGCUUCAGGAUGGCUUUCCUCAGUGUGAUUUCUCCUUGCUGCAAGCACUGGGCCCCAAAACAUCCCACUAGCAAGAUUUCUGCCCAGCAGAGCGUCUUCGUGGUUGAGGACCACAAUCUCAUGGACUCUGCUGAAGACACAAGUCUCCCUGCCACACACAGGACAUCUGUCAGCAGCUCUCAGCUCUGCACUGGGCUGUGACUUUCCAUGUUGUGAUCCAGGUGAGGCAGAAGUUAAUGAAAAUUACUUUAAGAAACAAAAAGAGAAGAGACCCUCCUGAAAGGCUGAUUCUAGCAAGGAAAGUUUACAGAGGGGUCUUGAAUGAAUGAACCAGGAGACUGUAAUUAGCAGGUGAUUGAGAAGCAUUGUAUUACCCUCAGGCUAAUAGGAGGACUGGAAAUCUCAGUUUACUGAGUAUAAACUAUGCCAGCAAAGAGCUGCUUUAAAAAAAUUAGGCACAUUCACAAUGUUACCAGCAAAGGAGGGAGACAAAGCUUGUCUUAGUUAAACAUCAGAUUUCACUUAGUUUCAAAUAGGGCAGCUUGCCGUCCAAGCCUUGUCUACCCACUUCCAGCUUUAGGUAAGCCAGUCCCACUUCUCUCUCCUACAACCUUCUCCAGAUGCGGCUGUUGCAAACCCCUCUUGCCAAAGUGAGCGAGUAGGCACGAACAAGCACUGCUCUGAGCUGGAAUGAUAAACAUCAGGCACCAGCAACAGCUAUUUCUAGGUCAGAAGAACCAGGGAGCCAAUAAUUAUAAAAUAAAUGUAAAGCAAACUUUUGCUUUCUGAGCUAGGUAAAGAUUCAGAUGGAGGUUGGUGAUUAAUGCCUUGAACCACUUCGUCAAAAAAUCUACCCUUUAGUGGGUUGUUUUUAACAAGUCUCAAAGUCACUGCCAUAGCUCCUCAUACUGUGUCUGCCAAUAUCUACACAGUGCUGAAAUGGCACACGCACGCCACAGAUCCUGGGGGCUGAGGGUGUUCCUGGUGGGACUCAAAAUGCAGCUGGUGAGGGGUAUCUGCCCAGGGAAUGUGGAAAGUCUGCAGCCUUUGUGGGCUUAUCCUGUGCAUCAGAGAAUUUUAUUUCUGCCCAUCUGCCUGAACGGAGUCUGACUGUACAUAUGGACUGUGGUGGGUCCCUGCUGUGCCCCACGUCCUGCAGUUUGCAAGAACUUAUCAUUGCUUGAACUUCAGAUACUUACACAUUGUCUCAGCCAGUG